UUUGCAUUAAUUACAACAUGAUAGUUUUUAGUUAUUCCUGUUGAAUCCUAUGCUGUGUACUAAGUUGUCUGUCUGAAGUAGGUUCGUGUUUUGUUUUUUUUAGCAAACUUGGGAAUUUUGCCAAAUUUCAGGUUUAAUAUCUUGCUAUGCUUUUAGUAACCUGAAUUAUUUCAACCCAUUACAUAUUUUUCAAAGAUUCUAAUUAUUGCAGGAGUACUAAAGCCCAAGUCUUUCCUUCCCCCAUUUGACUUUUUACAUAUUUGUAUUUUUUAAUAACAACCAAUUCUGGGCACUACCACUUAGGCUAAUGUAACAACUUUGAAAUAAAGUGUGUUUCUUUUAAUUGCUGCAGCGUUUCAAGUCGAUGGUUUAGGUGACACUUGUGAAUACUGCCAUCCACAGGUGAUUUUUUUGAAGUGAGUUUAAGAAGAACUGCAUAAACUAAAUCUUUUGAGGUAGAGGUUACCCCCCUAUUAAGGAGUAACAAAAAAAGUGUGCUGUUUUAGAGGAAGAUGCCCAAUCUAGGUCGUGACAAAAGGUUUGGAUUUAGUAAUAGCGCACAGAGUAGGAGUGGAGAGUCUGUCAGUCAAUCUAGUUCUGAUCCCAAUGUUGAUCAGUACAAGCUUUCAAGUAGAUGAAGUUAUGUAAUUUACCAGGAGAUUAUUUUUUGCUUGCUGGCAGCUCUAAUAUAAACUAAAGCAUGAACAUAUCUUCUUGGUUUUUAUUGAUUCAAGGCAUCCUGAGCUCUUCCAUUCAACUUCAAUCUUCAUCUGUCUAAGUAGUUUAAAUAAAAAUGAUAGAAAAGUUAACUCCUAGGCGACUGAGCCUCAAAAAGUUUAAAUUCUUUCUAUGCAUGUUGUGACACUUAGCUUUUAAUAAACACAACAAAAUACUGUCUUUUGGGGGGAACAAAAAUAGUGUAAUCUCAUUGUGCAUAAAGAACUUAUACACUUUCUUGUGUUGAAAACCCAGUGAGCCAUUCAUUCUGCUCUUCUGAAUGAGUGAUGACUUCUGUUGGAAAACUCACUGAAAAUAAUUUUUCUGUAUUUGGGGUUAGAAAUGUACACAGUUCCUUUAACUCACUCCCAAAAUCUAAUUAGGCUUCUGCCACAGCAUCACCUGAAUGAACAGGGAUUCUCUCAAAAUUUUGUUUUCAGGUGAGGCUCGGGUAGGAGGAAGGGGUAUUGAAAACUCCUUUGUUUCAGAAAUGUUUUAAGUUACUAAUUUUGGGGUAACGUUUUGUCAUAAAAGCCCAUAUAUCAUAUACAGUGAUUUGGCAGUUGGAGUUCAUGCUGCCAGAUAAUCCUGGUUUCAGAAAAAAGAAACGGUGUCAGUCAUGGCUUUCAUUGCCGGUGUCAUGCUCUCCUGGAUCAGCAUCUCCCAUAGAGACACUCCCACUGAUGAGUGUCAAGUUAAAAUUCUCUGUAAGACUUCCCCCCAGUAAAUACACUUUAUAGUAGUCCCUUGGUCUGGGAACACUAUUGUGGGGAGCAUGGACUAUGAGUUGUUUUGCCUUUGAAGACAAAGGUAUCUGCAGUUUCUGUGUUUCUGCCAAACUUUAUUUUUGCACCUUAUUAAAAGGUAUUUCUCCACAUAUUCUCUGUUUUGUAUCUGCCUGCAAAAGAAGCAUGAUAUAGCAGAACCAGGCUCGCUGCUGUGCAGAUGUGGCCUAACAUUUGUUGCUGCCUGUUGCAGCAAAAUUUUCUGGAGCAGAAGGGAAAGGGCAAUGGAAAUUCCUGAACCCUUUUCCCACCUACAAUACAAAAUUAUCUUCUCAAAACUUUAGCAUGGGACUGAGAGCAGCAGGCUUACUUCCUCCGCUGCCUUGCUUGUAUCUUACUCUGAAUAGAGAUAUAAAAGCAGUAUAAUCCAGUCUCCUUUCAAUCCUAGCAGCCAUGAGCAACCCAUAAUAAUGGGCUGACCAUCUUCCAGGCAUGUCCCUCAUGGAGUUUUUCAUUGGUGUGAUCUAAUGCCAGGUGACAACUCUCAACUCAUGUUAAAACCUUAAGUUUUUAGAACAGUUGCAUCCCAGCUUAGUCUGAUUUCUUAAUCUCUUCUUGGUACAUAAGCUGCAGCUCCUGAAUUUUUGUUUCUAUAUUCCUGAUGUGAUCUUUGGAAAAAAAUUCCUGUGGCAAUAGCUGGGAGUGGUUUUGCCUUUCCAUGAAAAGGGUGUGCUCACUGGCUUUGGUUUGAUUGGAUGAAGUCAGCCGAAUACAUCGAUCUCGCUUAUUUACAAAAGUGGGGAUUUUGCUUCUGAUUGCAACACUGGACUCCAGCUAGAUACUGCUCUUCAGGUCAUCAUAUGGUAAAUCUAAAACUGCUGCACGCGGCAGCCCUUCUACGAAAAGGGACAGUUUUGGAGCGGAAGCAUGCUGAGGUACACCGUGCACGUCCGAGGAGAAUGGCUGGUGGUGCCAUGCCGAAGCUGCACCAACACCAUCAGGUGGCUGGGGAAGGAAGCUGUGAGACGGUACAUGAAAAACAAACCCGACAACGGGGGAUUUGCCUCGGUGGAAGAAGUAAAAUUUUACGUGCGAAGGUGCAAAGGACUUGGGCUGCUGGAUCUUGAUGAUACGGUGGAGGAUGCUCUAGAGGACAAUGAGUUUGUUGAAGUUGUUAUAGAAGGAGAUAUAAUGUCUCCAGAUUUCAUACCAUCUCAGCCAGAAGGAGUUCAUUUAUACAGCAAAUACAGAGAACCAGAACAGUAUAUUUCUUUAGAUGGCAACAGCUUAACAACGGAGGACUUGGUUGAUCUAGGAAAGGGGCUCUACAAGAUAAAGCUCACACCUGAAGCUGAGGCUAAAGUCAAACAAUCACGAGAAGUGAUUGAAAGGAUCAUAAAGGAACAGACAAUUGUUUAUGGAAUCACCACGGGAUUUGGGAAGUUUGCCAGGACUGUCAUCCCAAACAGCAAGCUGAAGGAGCUUCAAGUGAACUUGGUUCGUUCACAUUCUGCAGGUGUGGGGAAACCUUUGAGCCCAGAGAGAUCUCGCAUGCUGUUGGCAUUGAGGAUCAAUGUCCUAGCAAAAGGAUACAGUGGAAUAUCCCUAGAAACGCUCCAGCAAGUUAUUGAAGCAUUUAAUGCAUCCUGCCUUCCUUAUAUUCCUGAGAAAGGGACAGUUGGAGCCAGUGGAGACUUGGCCCCCCUCUCUCAUCUCACUCUGGGAUUAAUUGGAGAGGGAAAGAUGUGGUCCCCAAAGAGUGGCUGGGCUGAUGCUAAAUAUGUCCUGGAAGCCCAUGGUCUGAGACCAAUUACCUUGAAACCGAAAGAGGGUCUGGCCCUCAUCAAUGGGACACAAAUGAUCACCUCGCUGGGAUGCGAAGCGGUUGAAAGAGCCAGUGCUAUAGCCAGACAAGCUGACAUAAUCGCUGCUCUUACGCUUGAAGUCCUGAAGGGUACAACAAGGGCCUUUGACACUGAUAUCCAUGCAGUGCGCCCACACCGAGGGCAGGCUGAAGUGGCAUUUCGAUUCCGAUCCCUUCUAGAUUCUGACCAUCAUCCAUCAGAAAUAGCAGAGAGCCAUAGGUUCUGUGACCGAGUUCAGGAUGCAUACACAAUGCGCUGCUGCCCUCAGGUCCACGGCAUUGUAAAUGAUACAAUUGCUUUUGUGAAGGACAUCAUGAUGACUGAAAUCAACAGUGCCACAGACAACCCUAUGGUAUUUGCUGAAAGGGCGGAGACCAUUUCUGGAGGAAAUUUCCAUGGUGAAUAUCCUGCAAAGGCUCUGGACUAUUUGGCAAUCGGUGUGCAUGAACUUGCUGCAAUUAGUGAAAGAAGAAUUGAGAGGCUCUGCAACCCCUCACUCAGUGAACUGCCUGCGUUUUUAGUCACUGAAGGAGGUCUGAACUCUGGCUUCAUGAUUGCACACUGCACAGCAGCUGCCCUGGUUUCUGAGAACAAAGCCUUGUGCCACCCCUCUUCUGUGGACUCCCUCUCAACCAGUGCUGCUACGGAGGAUCACGUGUCCAUGGGAGGAUGGGCUGCAAGAAAAGCUUUGAGAGUUAUUGAACAUGUGGAACAAGUUCUGGCUAUUGAGCUGCUCGCAGCCUGCCAGGGCAUUGAAUUCCUACGCCCUCUGAAAACGACAACCCCAUUGGAGAAGGUCUACGACCUUGUGCGUUCCGUGGUGAGGCCGUGGAUGAAGGAUCGCUUCAUGGCCCCAGACAUCGAAGCAGCUCACAGGCUGCUCAUGGAGCAGAAGGUGUGGGAAGUGGCCGAACCUUACAUUGAAAAGUACAGGAGGGAACACGUCCCUGAAUCGAGACCCAUUUCACCAACAGCCUUCUCCCUGGGAUCACUGGAAAUGAACACAGGUGUUAGUCAUGACCAUGGGCAUCAGGAUGAACUUUAAGAGUACGGAGCAAAUGGUACAGAGCACAUCCCUGUCCAGGACCUUGCCUAAGGGUGGCUGUUCUAGAAAUCAACGUGGUUUCUCCAAGUGACACAAAGGACCUGACUGUCUAUCUCAGGAGCACCUACAGAUAAUAGAGAAAUGGCUCACUGCUUUUCCUCGCAUGUGAAAGACAGCUUUGUCACAAUAGUCUGGUUUUGGCUGAAUUUCCUGAGCUUCUCAACACAAAACAUGCAGACUCCUUCUGAAACGAGUGGAUGUUUUAUCAGCUAUUCACUUGUUUUCACUUUGUGCCAAUGAUACUGAACAGCAUACAUCUGCUAGUCUCACUUUUUUUUUUCCUUUGUGUAACUGCUAUGGUCCCCUUCAUUCUGCCACAAGCAAAGUUAUCUUUACACUUGGUUCUCUCUUCUGCAGAUCAUAUAUGAGGCACAGGUUCUUGUAUAGUAAGAGCAUUUUAGAGCAGGUGCUUUAGAAGUCUGAAAAUAUGUGUGCAUAAAAAUGUGCAAUGGAGAUCAUUGCUCCAGAACAAAUAUAUUGUACUCCAGUGAUGAACUGCACUUAAUGCAGCUUUCUAAGAGCUAUGGGCUUACACCUGCAAUAAAUAAACUGAGGCUUCACAUA
Molecule: messenger RNA, 4976 nt
Organism: Columba livia (rock pigeon)
Lineage: Eukaryota; Metazoa; Chordata; Aves; Columbiformes; Columbidae
Gene: HAL
Product: histidine ammonia-lyase
Exons: 20
Coding region: 2370-4352 (660 amino acids)
Biological process (GO): L-histidine catabolic process
Cellular component (GO): cytoplasm
Molecular function (GO): histidine ammonia-lyase activity
Source: RefSeq, a predicted model, not a curated record